AUGGCGCCAUGGACGUGCGCAUGGCAAUGCAGAUGCGGGCAGCAGAACUGGAAUACCUCGGUGAACUGCGUCAAGUGCAACGGUCAUUGGAAGUCUUCCAAGAAAAAGAACGGCACCAACAACCACAAGGGCCGCCAGAGAUCCAAGAGCCAGAAGAGCCAGAUAUCGACAUCGGAGCUGAACCUGCUCCAGCAGAGGUACAACUUAGCCUGGGCCAUGAGAGAGCCAGUGCAGGAGCUGGCCUCAUCUAUUUCCAUAUUGAGACGAAUGUUGAUAUCGGAGAGGAGUUUACAUCAGCAGAGCGCCUGGACAGAGACGACCAUUGCCAGGAUGAUGCUGCGCGUGGAAGCACCCAACAAAGAAGUCGCAUCGCUCAAGGACCACCUCCAGGCGAAGAUCAAUGUCAGAGACAACCUCCAGGACCAGCUGGACGCGCUGAAGCGCACCAAGAUGGAGAUACACCACGCCAGCAUUCAGCAGGCAGUCCAGCUGCAGGUCGAAGCGCAGCUGAAGCCCAUGGCGGACCAGAUGAUGCAGAUGCAGCAGAUGAUGGAGGCCAUGAUGAUGCGAGACGCGAUACGCGCCAUCGACGCCACAGCCUCCUACUCCACCGACCGCGGCUCCCAGAUCACCACCAUCAUUGACGCCGACACAGCCUUGUACCCCGAUCCCGCUGAUGGAGACCACGGCUCAGGACACGUCCGCGGGAUGGAUCACGGUGAAGGAGAGGGCCGCGGCCUUCGAGAGCGGCUCGGAGGGCGGACAGUUCUCCUUAGGGCCACGGCAGCGCAGCAGUCAAAGGACUUCAGCAUCGAGGAGUCCAAGCAUCCGCACCCAGAGAACGAGAGCGCCAGGAUCCUCCAGGCGGCCUGCCAACGACAAGGGCAACCUCAGAGACGAUCGGACAUCGAGACGGUCGCCAAGACAGCAGAGGAUCACAGAGUGCCGAGCAGCGAUGCCGCCCAGAUGGAUCCCUGCGCGGAGAGCGAUUCGGAGGUGCUGACCCCAGGCACUCUGGGGCGUUCGGGGGCUGGAGUCCACACUGGCCCGCAGGUCCUGGACCUCGACAGUCGGAUUCCGAUCGAGGUCGCGAUCGUGGGCGAUGAUCCUACCGACUCGAUCAGAUGUAAAUUGGGACAGAUAGGACUGCUCACACGCCUUCAACAGGAAGGGUGCCAGAUAGACCUUGAUUUAGAUGUCAACAGAGUGGGCCUGCACGCCCACGCGCAGCUUGGCCUGGACAUGUGCCCGACUAGCGAGCACGUCGCCGGCCAGAUUUCAAUCUUCGUCGACGGGUCCUUCGACGAACAGGACCCCGCCACUGCGGCCUGGGCGAUGGCCGUGGUGGCCAAGGACAGAGCAGGAGCCUUUUCCUUUCUGGGGGCUAGGACAGGAAAGCACGAGGCUGAGGGUUUUGUCAUCGAGUCUGACUCCGUUUCUGCGAUUCAGUUUGCCGAAGGAUCUGCUCAGUCCUCUGCCCACCCCGAGUUCGGCGCCAUGUUGCGCCACUUGGUCGUUGACCUGCGAGCGAGGUAUGACCUCACGUUCCGCCAUGUCCCGUCCCACAAGGCCCAUCCCUGGAACGAGUUAGUCGAUGGUCUCUCUAAACGUAGGCGAACGGACUCCGAAGUUCGUGACCCCGACUGGGCGAAGCUCUUGACCCCUGCGGUGGGAGAUCCCUGGUCGUGGGUUACCGAGCUGGAAGCCGAUCGCAGCGCGUGUCCUGAGAUCACCGAGCAUGAUGGACAAAUCUGUUUCGACACUCCCGACGCGCAGAGCAGGACCAUCGACACUGGCGCUCUUCAGAGGUGGUGGGAGGAGACUACCGCGAUUGCCCAACGGAUGUCAGUCGACGUCGUGUCGGUCGACGCUAAUGCGAGGGUUGGUAGCAUUUCGUCCACUGCUGUGGGGAAUGGAGGAUGGAUGGAGGAAGAGAAUGUCUCGGGCACCUGCUUUCACCAGUUCAUGUGCGAACUUGGGCUUGUCGCCCCCUCCACUUUCUCUGACCCCGACUGGAGCAGGGACACUGAGCCCAGCGGUUUCACCUUUGUGAAGAAUGGCGCCUAUCACAGGAUUGACUAUGUCCUCGUCAAACCUCACUUUGUGCCUGCCAUCGUUUUCGAGCAAGUGUGGAGUGAUCUCGAUGAUCUGAUGGAGGUUAGUGAUCAUUUCCCUACUGUGCUGGGAAUGGCGUGGGCAAUCCACGACAGAACAGAUCGCAGCAGCAGAAUCGAGGUUAGCAGGCCGAGGUAUAACCGCAAGCUUACCACAUAUCAGCACAGAGUUGCGAUUUUCAAGUCGCUUUUGUGUACCAUCCCCCUGAUGCCAUGGUCGGCAGACAUCAACAAACAUUACAGCCAGGUCCAGGAGCAGAUACUUUGGGCGGCUGCCGCCGCUUUCCCAGUUCAGGGGGCCUACCCGAGGAAGCCCUACACUGACCAGCUCAUUCUUUACUUCGUCAAAUGGAGACGAAAGAACAAGGCCGUCCUUCGUGCUGCCCCUGACAAAAGAGCCCAAGCUAUGUACAAUUGGGCCAACGCUCUUGCUUGUUUGUGGGAGCUCGGGCUCGCGGCUUGGGCCUUCUUGGAGCUCUUGGACUUCGACUCUUGGGACGGGGCUCUUAGGGGCUUCCUCUCCGCCGCGGCUGGACUGCUCAAAAAGAAACUGGACAUCGAUAAGACUGACACCCUUGAGAGGAUGGUCAGCGAGAUGAGCGAGGCCAUCGAGGAUGGAAAUGCCAAGAAAGAAUGGCAGAUUGCUAGGUACCUUCAGGACGCUGAGACUGACUGUCUCGCGGACAGCACCUUUGUUGACGACCUCUGCGUCAUGGCAGUGGUUCAAAGUGCUGCCGACCUCCCCCAGGCGAUGUCUGACGUGGUUGUCACCAUCAGCAACGCCACGGUCAAGACCAUCCUGGGGAUGCGGCUUGGACGUCCUGACCAGCCGCAUGUUGCCAACGAGCAGGUCUUGCUCGAUGUCAACAGGCUUGCUGUUACCGACAUCCUGCGCCUCAUGCGGCUUCGGUACCUGGCCAGACUCGCCGAGACGGGACAGUGCCUGGCUUGUGGAGUUGACUUUGUCACGCGUCCCCGCCUCCUGAAGCACUUGCGACAUGCUCGCACUGGCUGCCUCGAGCUCUGGAGUCGUACCGUGGCCCCCCACCCCGACGAGAGAUACAAGGAGUUGUGGGAAGAUGAUCGCGCCUUGGUGGCCUCCUUGAAGGCCAAGGGCAUGCGCGCCACCGAGGCCGACGUUCCCGCCCGCCCUGAGGACCCCGUGGUCGUGCAGCUGCCGGGCGCGCUGGAGGCCUCGCUCCGCGACGCCGGGGCGGCCCACGGGCGCCCCAGCGCUGCCGGCCGCACGGUGUGCCCCGCGCCCGAGGCGGCCGAGCAGCGGAGGUCGGAGGCCACCGAGGCCUCCCUGGAGUCGGUGCAGGGCCCCGCCGCGGGCCCUGCGGGUGGCCGCGGCCUGGCGGCGGCUGGGAAGGCGCACGUGAAGUCGAAGCGUUCCACCUUCUUCGGCGAGCAGAUUGAGCAGAGGCAUGGACUCGCGAGGUUGGUCACGAGUUCCACUUUCGAGUUGACCAUGGCUGCCGCGAUUCUUCUCAACACGCUCUGCAUCGCCGCCGAGGCUCAGUACAAUGGGAUGGAGUCUGGCUACGACUCUGGAGUGGAGCCGCGCAUGACGGAGCCCGCCGACAAGGUUUGGCCAGGCGCCGACCGUGUCUUCAUGGGGAUCGAGUGGUUUUAUGGGCUCUUGUUUACAGCCGAGCUCGUGCUCAAAUUAGUGGCCGUACCGAAGAAGACCCUGAAGGAGGCAUGGACAGUGAUCGACGUCCUCGUUGUUGUCUUCUUUUGGAUCGAGUCGCUUUCGAAUGACCUCCCGUUCCCGCCAACAUUGAUCCGCUUGUUAAGGCUAGUGCGAGUGCUUCGAUUGGUGAAGACAAUCAGAGGUUUUGCCUCGCUGUACUUGAUGUUGCAGUCGAUCAAGGGCAGUGUUUCGGCUGUCGGGUGGUCCAUGUGCGUCUUGCUAUUGGGCGAGAUGAUGUUAGCUGUGGUACUCAACCUACUCAUGAGCAGGUAUUGGGAGGACGAGAGCUUUGACCUCGAAGACAGGCAGCUGCUGUUUUCCGGGCACGGUGGCGGAUUUCGGCACUUUCACCAAGUCGUUGCUUACAAUGAUAGAGAUGCUGCUGGGCAACUGGUACACUAUCACUCGGGUGCUCACGGGGUUUAA
Molecule: messenger RNA, 4236 nt
Organism: Prorocentrum cordatum
Lineage: Eukaryota; Dinophyceae; Prorocentrales; Prorocentraceae
Source: the annotation of a GenBank genome assembly